UUCGAUGUGUAUCCCUUGCAAUUAAGUAACCCCUUCAUUGAGAACUCUGUCGAAAGCCCUUAGCGCCAUCUUGCGAGGAUAAAAUGCACUUAUUGCCACGCUGCAUUUUCUGUGCAAUGCAAAGUUUUUAUUAUGCCAUAAUGUUUCAGUUAUGUUUAUUUAUAUAUCUCAAAUUAUUUAUAUAUAUCAAACUUUGUGAAUUACCAUGUUUGUGGCCUAAAUUAAGCAAAUUUACAUGAGGUAGUGGAAAUGCAUGUAAAAGGAUUGGCAACACUUAUGUAUAUGUAUGGAUUAGAGACAGGUAACCCUGGUUUUCGAGUUUUGUGGGGCAUUUUUGUAAAGUAGUCGGAGGCGCUUUUGGACGAACGUCGACGUCGGCAGCCAUUUCGAUUUGUGUUCAGUGCGUGGAGUGGUGAAAGCAAUUUUCACCGAGAGGAGCGCGCUGCAUUUAGUUGUUUUAACGUUUGGACUGUGGCAAAGACUUUUUAGUUGGUAAGACACCCGCGAUAGCAGAUAAGCAAGGAAGAAAAAUGUCAGCUCCCACGUGUUAUAAGUGCAACCGUCCAGGCCACUUUGCCCGCGACUGCAACGCCGGUGGUGGUAUGGUAGGAGGAGGAGGAGGAGGAGGCCGUGAUAUGAGACGCGGAGGUGCUCGCGAAAAGUGCUACAAGUGCAAUCAACUUGGUCACUUUGCGCGUACAUGCCCCGAGGAAGCAGAACGCUGUUAUCGUUGCAAUGGAAUUGGGCACAUCUCGAAGGAGUGUUCACAGGCUGACAAUCCCACUUGCUAUAAGUGCAACAAGCUUGGUCACUGGGCGCGUAAUUGCCCAGAAGCUCUUAACGAUCGAAAUGUUAGCAACAUUUCAUGCUAUAAGUGCAACCGCACAGGCCACAUUUCCAAGCACUGUCCGGAUACAGCGAAGACAUGCUACGGCUGCGGCAAGAGCGGCCAUCUGAGACGCGAAUGUGACGAGAAAGGGAGCCGCAAUUAAGUAGCGGCAUGACUUCGUAUACUACACAUACACUACAAUUGCAACCAACUUAUAACAAAAAAAAAAUAAAAGAAAAAACAUAAAACAAAAAUUAAACUCACACUCUCCUUCCUUAUAAAACCUAUUUUCAAUACAAAAAAUUUUCUAUUUCCGAUUUGAGCGCUUAUACGGCUCUUUGUAGCAAAUUGCGCAGAUAUAUUGAAGCGGAACUGCGUUUAAGUAAUCCUGAGGAAUUGAAAUUGUUUGUUGUCGAUCGAAAUUGAGAUUUAUUGCUGCUUCAUAUUCAUCUCCUCCAGUGAACAUACACAGUCCAACCACGUACAACACCACAUCAUCAUCAACAUCACCUUCAUUUAAAGUGAUCUGACUUAGCUAAUUAACUGGGCUGAUACGAUUAAUGUUGACACAAUGCAUUUUUGUUUUUUUUUGCUGUAAGGAGCCGGGUGUCAGGCCCAGUUGAAGGAGCGGAGUAUAUAGCAGUCCGGAGUAACCCCAAGAAAGAAUAUAACAAAGAAGAGCAAAGAAACCCAACUCAGAAGCACGAACCUUCAAAAUAAAAUUUCAAAUAUCACUGUGAUUGUUUUUUAAUUGUAAAUUAAAAUACUGGAGCUGCUGAUUUGAGAACAAAA
Molecule: messenger RNA, 1621 nt
Organism: Bactrocera oleae (olive fruit fly)
Lineage: Eukaryota; Metazoa; Arthropoda; Insecta; Diptera; Tephritidae
Gene: CNBP
Product: CCHC-type zinc finger nucleic acid binding protein
Biological process (GO): positive regulation of cytoplasmic translation
Cellular component (GO): cytoplasm
Molecular function (GO): translation regulator activity; zinc ion binding; single-stranded RNA binding
Source: RefSeq, a predicted model, not a curated record